Molecule: messenger RNA, 207 nt
Organism: Rodentolepis nana
Lineage: Eukaryota; Metazoa; Platyhelminthes; Cestoda; Cyclophyllidea; Hymenolepididae
Source: the annotation of a GenBank genome assembly
AUGCACAUUUUUUGUGUUGCCAUAGUGCCUCAGUCUUCAAUUCUCUUUGCCCUACCCAUAUCCGACACCGCAACCACCUUCCUUUCAGUGUUCAGCAUAAACCAACCAACAAGCAUCCUCUUCCUUCUCCUUCUCCUCCUCCUCUUCCUAGGCAACCCUGAUUCCACCUUCUCUGAGGAGAAGGUUAAUUUAAUCAAUGCGAUUUGA